AUUCAAAAUUUACUGCAAUCGUGCAACCGAUUAUAUCAUAAAUAGGGUUUCCAUAACAUUCAACUACUCAGGUUACCAUAAAUAAAACAACAACUUUGCAAUGAAUGAAACAAUAACUUGGCGAUAAAUGAAACAACAACUUUGCGAUAAUACAAGGGGUACCCUUCAGUAUAUUCUAAUCCCGCUAUUAACAUUGGAUGAGCCGAAACGACCAGAUAUUUAAUUGAACUGCUUACGUGGACGAGAUGAUGGUGGGAGGUGUUAACAUAUGCACAUGAAGAAAAGACGAAAUAUAUUGCACAAUGCAUCGAGGAAAUAAAGGAAGAAUUAAGGCAAGAGAAUAUAUCUGUAAAGUCGAAUGCAGUAGCAAAGCUGACUUAUUUACAAAUGUUAGGCUAUGACAUCAGCUGGGCUGCUUUUAAUGUGAUUGAAGUAAUGAGUUCUACUAAGUUUACUUUCAAGAGAAUAGGUUACCUUGCAGCAUCUCAAAGCUUCCAUGAGGAGACUGAAGUUCUAAUGCUAACAACGAACAUGAUAAGAAAAGAUCUGAAUAGCCAAAAUAUGUAUGAUGCUGGAACGGCUAUGAGUGGUUUUUCGUGUUUUGUAACUCCAGACCUUGCCCGUGAUCUUGCUAAUGAUGUUAUGACUCUUCUGUCUUCUACAAAACCUUAUUUAAGGAAAAAAGCAAUUUUGUUAAUGUAUAAAAUAUUUUUAAAAUUUCCUGAAGCAUUGCGUCCUGCUUUCCCACGUCUGAAAGAAAAACUGGAAGAUCCUGAUCCAG
Molecule: messenger RNA, 781 nt
Organism: Stegodyphus dumicola
Lineage: Eukaryota; Metazoa; Arthropoda; Arachnida; Araneae; Eresidae
Product: AP-3 complex subunit delta-1-like
Biological process (GO): synaptic vesicle membrane organization; neurotransmitter receptor transport, postsynaptic endosome to lysosome; anterograde synaptic vesicle transport
Cellular component (GO): AP-3 adaptor complex; terminal bouton; membrane coat
Source: RefSeq, a predicted model, not a curated record